This is a messenger RNA of Oncorhynchus tshawytscha (Chinook salmon), 1974 nucleotides long. RefSeq names its product diencephalon/mesencephalon homeobox protein 1-B-like. The transcript is spliced from 5 exons. Lineage: Eukaryota; Metazoa; Chordata; Actinopteri; Salmoniformes; Salmonidae. Gene Ontology annotation, molecular function: DNA-binding transcription factor activity, RNA polymerase II-specific; RNA polymerase II transcription regulatory region sequence-specific DNA binding. The record is from RefSeq and is a predicted model, not a curated record. Gene Ontology annotation, biological process: regulation of transcription by RNA polymerase II. Bases 228 to 1391 code for a protein of 387 amino acids.
GGUAUUCUCCAACGACUGGAGAGUGAUAGCACCGCGCACAGAAAACGGACUACAGUAUUCCUGAGGAGUUUGAGUUCAAAAAAUGAGUAUACAGGACUAAACAGCACGGAAUUGAGAAGUAAUAUACAAGGUGAUACUUUGAAAGCUAAUAUUCCAUUUGAAAACAGCCGGACAUAAGCUAUAGGCCAAGACCCCACGGGCAGCGUACGUAAGAGGUGACAGCAGCCAUGCAGCACUACGGAGUGAAUGGAUAUUCUCUCCACGCCAUGAACUCACUAAAUGCCAUGUACAAUCUUCACCAGCAGGCGGCGCAGCAUGCCCAGCACGCGCCCGACUACCGGCCGUCCGUGCACGCGCUCACGCUGGCAGAGAGACUGGCUGACAUAAUCCUCGAGGCCCGGUAUGGCUCCCAGCACCGAAAGCAGCGACGCAGUCGCACAGCCUUCACUGCCCAGCAGCUGGAGGCCCUGGAAAAGACCUUCCAGAAGACCCACUACCCUGACGUGGUGAUGCGCGAACGCCUGGCCAUGUGUACCAACUUACCAGAGGCCCGUGUGCAGGUGUGGUUCAAGAACCGCCGCGCCAAGUUCCGCAAGAAGCAGCGCAGCCUGCAGAAGGAGCAGCUCCAGAAACAGAAGGAGGCCAACAGAGAGGGAGGUGACGAGGAAGAGGUCAAGACCACCGACCCUUCCACCCAGACAUCUCCAUCCUCUCUCUCGGAGACCAUGCGGCCCCAGCCUGCGGAGAUGAGUGUGGAGGUGAACGUCACCUCCCCGGAGGCCUCGGACAGCGAGUCGGCUGCAGAGGACAACGGUGAGGGAGAUGAGGAGCUGAAGUGGGAGAGGCUGCAGGAUACUCAGCAGCAUCAGCAUCAGGGGGAGGUGCAGCAGGGGGGUGCAGGGCUGCAGCCGGGAGGAGGAUCUCCAUCCUGCAAACGCUUCAGCCCCACACCAGACCCUCCCUUCCUCCCUUCCUCUAGCGGUGGCAGCAGUUGUGUGUCCCAAGGCUCCUAUGCCUCAUCCCCCCUCAGCCUCUUCCGUCUGCAGGAGCAGUUCCGCCAGCACAUGGCUGCAACCAACAACGUGGUCCACUACCCCUCCUUCGACAUGAGUACCCCCUCCUCCCUGCCCUACCUGGGCAUGAACGUCAACAUGCCCUCCCCCCUGGGCUCUCUGCCCUGCCAAUCUUACUACCAGUCCCUGUCCCAGGCAUCCAUGUCCCAAGUGUCCAUGUCCCAGGCCCAGCAGGUGUGGAACAGCCCCUUGACGGGUCUCCAGGCCCCUCCGAGCAGCCGACCCAGCCUCAACAGCAAGACCACCAGCAUCGAGAACCUGCGUCUGAGGGCCAAGCAGCACGCUGCCUCCCUGGGCCUGGACACGCUACCCAACUGACCCCCUGGACACGCUACCCAACUGACCCCCUGGACACGCUACUCAACUGACCCCCUGGACCUGCUACCCAACUGACCCCCUGGACCUGCUACCCAACUGACCCCCUGGACCUGCUACCCAACUGACCCCCUGGACCUGCUACCCAACUGACCCCCUGGACCUGCUACCCAACUGACCCCCUGGACACGCUACCCAACUGACCCCCUGAACACGCUACCCAACUGACCCCCCCAGGGCAGGGCAGCUAACUGGGACACAGUCAGAUGUUAUGACCCUUUCUACUGACUGGACAUUAUAGACACUGCACCAGUUUUGUACACUGGGACUGCAUGGGACUGGACAUUAUAGACACUGCAUCAGUUUUGUACACUGGGACUGCAUGGGACUGGACAUUAUAGACACUGCAUCAGUUUUUUACACUGGGACUGCAUGGGACUGGACAUUAGAUAAGAACCCUGCCGGACUAUACUUAUUUUGACACCCUUGCAGGUGAGAUACAUACACCCAGUGCAAUCUCACUACUAUACUGAACAAAAAUAUAAAUGGAACAUGUAAAGUGUUUGUCCCAUGUUUCAUGAGUUCA